AGAGGAGGGGCUGCGCUAGUUUAGUAGCAUGAUUUGGUUUGUAGGAUUACCGAGCUCUUGUGACAAGAGUUGAACUGUCUGUUAUGUUGCAGUUACAAAAAUAAGUUGUAAUAGAAGAUCAUAAAUAGGUUGGAUCUCAAGCUCAGAGGUAGAGAAAAGGUGUCGAAUUAAAAAACAUCGUUAUUUUUAUAUGUAAAAGCUGAAUAUUUAUUUUAACUCACUUCUGGAGAAUACAUUCCAACAGCCACCGGUUGAAAAGAGGCAGAGUUGCUGUAUGUAUUGGGUUUGUGAUAAGUAAUUCGGCAGCUUACGACAGCUGCAGCAGGGGAAUGUCUAUGGCAGACGUCUGAAGGUCCAAUUCACAGCUGACAUUAAAAAGCAAAACAGCAUCGGGAAAAAGGUAUUUUUGGAGAACGUAUUCACACUAGGAUCUCUCAGAAGACAUGGUGGAUUACUAUGAUAUUUUGGAAGUCUCCCGCAAUGCCUCACAGGACGACAUUAAGAAAGCGUACAGGAAGCAAGCUUUAAGAUGGCACCCAGACAAGAAUCCUGAUAACAAGGAGCAUGCAGAAAAGAAGUUUAAAGAGAUAGCAGAAGCAUAUGAAGUCCUUUCAGACAAGAACAAACGAGAUGUCUAUGACCGUUAUGGAAAGGAUGGACUGUCAGGUUGUAAUGGUGCAGCAGGUCCCAAUGCAGAAUUCCCAGGCUUCGUGUUCACAUUCCGCAGUCCAGAUGAAGUCUUCAGAGAGUUCUUUGGGGGAAGAGACCCUUUUGCAGAUUUAUUUGAUGACUUGGACUUCUUCCCAGGUUUGCACCGAGGAGGGAGUGGACAUUGGAGAACAGGAGGAGGAGGGGGAGGCUUAUUUCCCUCCUUUUCAUUCCCAGCAGAUGCCGAUAUUACUUCAUUUACAUCUGCAUUUGGUUCUGGUGGAAGUAGUGGUGGUAUGGGAAGUUUCCGAUCAGUUUCAACAUCUACUAAAUAUAUUAAUGGAAAGAGGAUCACAACAAAAAGGAUUGUUGAAAAUGGACAAGAGCGGAUUGAAGUGGAGGAAGAUGGUCAGCUGAAGUCCAUCCAAAUUAAUGGUGUUGAAGAUCAGAUGGCUCUUGCUCUGGAGCUCAGCAAAAGAGAGCAGCAAGCAAUCCAAAACCAGCCAACUUUCUAUACACCUACCUCAGCCCCACCAAACAUGCAGCGUUCACACAGUGCUGCCCCCAGCUACUUCUUCCAUGCCGGUAAUGAAGAGGAAGAAGAUGAGGACGAUGAAGAUCUUCAACUCGCUAUGGCAUAUAGCCUUUCAGAAAUGGAGGCAGGAGGACAACCAAGAGCAGAUUUAGACCCAGAUUUCCAGGCCUAUACAGGCUGAUUGAGAACAGUGCUGUUAACAAAGGUGUGGUCUGAUUGCUAAGGAAGGAUGUACACUGUUACCACUGAGGAGUGAAACUGCUAAAAGAAGGCUGGUCUGCAAACUUUUUCUUUUUUUUUCCUCCAGCUGCACUUUGCUACAACAGUUUUUUUAAAAAGAAGACAUUAUUUAUAUGAAUCCAAUGCAUAACUGGAAAUAUUUUAUUUUCGUUUAAAUUCUUCUAUAGUGUUUUAAUGAUAAAAAAUAUGCUAAGUUCUGAUGGAUGUUUGAGGAUUAGAAGGUGCAUACUAGUAGUUCGACAAGCUGGUCUUUGUGGCAGUGACUUCCAACUGAGACUUACCCCUUAAUUGUUGCGAGACAUGACAGUUUCAGUAUUCUGAUUCUUAAGGUGUGUUUUAUCAGCCUCAGGAUAAGGUUGUAAAAAAUUUAAAAUGUUUCUGUGUGCAAAUACAGUGUUAGAUUUGAGAAAUGAAUAUAGCCUUUCACCAUUUUUAAACAAACUUUUUGCUGAAAUUGAAUAUACAAGUUCAACAACAUUGCUUUCAACUUAAACUGGCUGUAGAUGAGCUUUAUUCGUUCAGCAAACUUGCUCAAGUUGUACAUACUUUACUUGCAUAUUGCAUGACCAUAGACAAGUCAUUUGACAACUGGUGCUCUAUUGUUUCUGAAAUAAAUGCUGUCAUUCCUACCAGCAGAAAAAAAAUAAUUCUGUAAUGUCAAUUGUAUGCAACUUUGAUGAGAAAGUUUAGAGAAAACUUGGAUUAUAAAACCAUACAUUAUGUUGAGAACAUUGUAUAGCUGCAUUGACAUCUUAAUAAAUCAUGCAAGAAGUGUGUUUUCAACAAAAGGCUGCCUUUGUAUUUGUAAGCCUGAAGGUAAGUGAUUCAUUUUUGCAUGGGCCUUUUUCUGGGAUAGGUGUUGUAUAAAACUAUGAUUGUAGUACACCACUUCUCAGUAAUUUAAAUGUUCGUAGUGUUAUGUAAUGAAGUACAUCUUUGGCUCUCUUUCCUUUCAGUGGGAAGAUGUUGGGUUGUUUCUUGCCUGGCUGCAGCCCCAGUAAGGCUGAGAGCUCAAGCUCAAGAGAGGGUAAGGAUGAAGUGGAGACAGCCUGUAGCACAUGUUAGAAAAUCUACAUGAGCAUAACUAAUGUUGCACACGGAGUGUGGAUGUUAAGGGUAUGCCAUGGGGAGCAUUUCCCCUGCUGCCAGGAUGGUUGCAGAUUUGUAUUCUUUUCUGCUUUGCAAUGGAGAUUGAAAAGGGACACUAGAACACAGAUGAAGGUAAAUAUUAAGUUAGCACCAAAAAUAAACGUGAAGAAUAAAAUGUAAGGCCUUGACAUAUGAUAGUUGACGUGCAGUUUAUUUGCUCACUGAUCUUAUUUUGAGGGCACAGGUCAAAUUUUGGUCAUGAAAUGGCUAAAUCCAGAAUGUUCUAGAAAUACUAGCAUGGAUCAAACAUCACAUAACAGCUCUUUCAUUCAUUUCAUUUUCACUGCACAGAUCAUAAUUUGUUUCGUAUUCUUCUCAUUAAAAACCUGAAGAAGUGAAAGUUGAGGAACACAGUCUAUUCAUAGUGGUAAUGUCCUGUCUAAAUUAAUUUAUUUCCUGUCAGAAGCAUUUAGCUGUUCAGACUCACAUCUCACCUGUGUGUUGAUUUGCAUGUACAUUAUGUUCUGUCUUUUGUUGCUGCUUGUUAAAAUAAACUAACUUGAAAGCUGAUUGAUUUUGAGACUACUUUUGUACUACCAUCUCAGAACCAGGCAGUAAUCCAGGUCAUUCCAUAAGCCUGAUGUAGCAUAUGAUUUAACUUCCAGAAAAAUAUGAAGAGCAGAAAGUUUGGGGAAUUACUGCCUGAUAAGUAAAAACUGGAAUACUAAAUCGAGGUUUCUUAUUUAACAAAGUUUCAAAACGGUACGAUAAAGAAGUACUCAUUACAUGAAGGCGGAUGUUUACUGAGGAAGUGAUCGAGACAUUUAAUGAUACAAGUACUGCUGCUGAACUUCUGUUAGAUUCUCAGGUCAGUGUAUUUGUUUAGGAACACUGUACCUCAGAAUGCACCUGUACCCAUGGAAAAUAUGUAGCGAUUGAUUUCCUUUAGUGUAUUUCCAUGUCAUUGUGUGAUCAUUUUCCAGUUACUUUGCUUCACAAACAGUAACUAAUCUUUUGUGGGUAUUUUUAUGCACUGAAGUUGUAUUUCAAAGAUACUAAUCAGGAAUUAAAACACAGUCUUCAAAUUAUGUGCUAGAACACAAAUAGUUAUUGUCGAUUUUCUGCAUCAUCAGCAGAGUGUUGUGUAAACUCAUCUUUCAGUUAGCCAAACAUUUCUACAGAGUGUAAAAAAGUAGAAAGCGAACUAAUCACAUUGUUUUAGCAUGCAGUUAGUAGAAUCCAUAUGUAAACUAAUAAACAGUCUUCCUGUCAGGUUGUGGUGGUCUUUUUUUCCACAGCAGGCUAUGUGUGCAAAAGAAGUUUGAGAUACAAAUAUUUAAAGCCCUUGUUUAUUUUUUCUUCACUCUGCACUGAGCUAGAUUACUAGUGACCUAUGAUAUACUGUGAUGUCUGUGAUGUUCUGAUCCACAAUAUGCUCUUGUUUUGCACUGUGAUCUGGGCUGUGUGUUUGUGACUGAAUUGGAGACUUCUGAAGUAAGGCUUUAUGAACAUUGGUUGUAGGUCUCUUAAUAUUGCUGUAGUUUAUGAAGGGGUACUCUGAGAGAUCCAUCCUUAACUUGCAAGGAGAUAUACAGCUGACAGAGUUUUGUAUCUCAGCAUGGCUAUGAGUAUGACUUAUGGGGAUGUAGAGCUGAUAAUGACUGUUGUUCACCCAACUGGCCAACCUGUGCGGAAAAAUAAACUAAUAAAACACACACUGGCAGAUCUC
Messenger RNA from Protopterus annectens (West African lungfish), 4241 nucleotides. It is a transcript of the gene DNAJB2, whose product is annotated as DnaJ heat shock protein family (Hsp40) member B2. The transcript is spliced from 11 exons. The coding region runs from base 444 to 1364 and encodes 306 amino acids. The record is from RefSeq and is a predicted model, not a curated record. Lineage: Eukaryota; Metazoa; Chordata; Ceratodontiformes; Protopteridae. Gene Ontology annotation, molecular function: Hsp70 protein binding.